Hypoxylon fragiforme is the source of this 1436-nucleotide messenger RNA. RefSeq names its product Metallo-dependent phosphatase. The transcript is spliced from 2 exons. Bases 120 to 1256 code for a protein of 378 amino acids. The record is from RefSeq and is a predicted model, not a curated record. Lineage: Eukaryota; Fungi; Ascomycota; Sordariomycetes; Xylariales; Hypoxylaceae. Gene Ontology annotation, molecular function: hydrolase activity.
CCCUACGUAUUUCAAUAACUAUCCAAACUUGGUUUAGCAGUCCCUGUCACAUACAUACUAUGUAUUUACACUACACGCAAUAGGUUGACAACGCUGCCUCGGUGGAUAUUGUAACAGCCAUGGGUGGCUUAGUUGUGUAUCCCUCAACAAUCCAACAGACUCGGCGGACGCGCUUUGUCUGCAUAUCAGACACACACAACUGUACGGUGAAACUUCCAAAGGGCGAUGUGCUGAUCCACUGCGGAGACUUGACGAACCAGGGGAGUUUCGGUGAGCUGUCAAAGCAGAUCGCCUGGCUCGAGAGCGCCGACUUUGAGUGCAAGUUAGUCAUUGCUGGGAACCAUGACCUCACUCUUGAUACCGACUUCUACGAACAAUAUGGGAACUAUUUCCACAAUAAUAAUCCCCAAAACCCUAUCGACUGCCAGACCUUACUCACACAGUCCAAGUCCCUCAUAUACCUCCAGCACUCCAGUCGCACGAUCCAACUUACGUCUCCAUCUGGUCCUCGGACCACCUUCUCCAUAUUCGGGUCACCUUAUGUCCCCGCUUGCGGCAACUGGGCCUUCCAGUACUCCCAUUCCGACGCUGUGGCUGAAAAUAGAUGGAAGGAUAUACCCCUCAAUACCGACGUCUUAGUCACCCAUGGGCCUGCUCAUACGCACCGGGACGAAUCCCGUGGCAGGGUAGCGAUAGGGUGCGAGGGCUUGCGACAAGCAAUGUGGAGGGUACGGCCUCGCCUCGCGAUCUGCGGACACGUUCACGAAGGGCGAGGCGUCGAGCGCGUAUAUUGGGACCUCCGUAACAAAUUCGUACGAUACAAAGAGAUGCCAAACACUUAUCAAUGGAAUGAUCCAGGCGUAGGAAAUCAAAAGAACAGCUUGGUCGAUCUUACAGCCAAGGGUGGAAUGCCCUUGAAUAACGACGGCAGUAACGUGUCAUCAUCGUCAUCAUCAUCGCCACCAGGUCCAGGUGUGCGAAUGACCGAUGGAUCCGCCACAACUACGGCGGCAGGGGCCACCAUGGAGUCCGUGACGGAGGGUGCGGAACCGGGCAUUGGCAUCCGGGGUCUUAGCGGGGAUCCGACAUCAGCACGGAGUGAUCAGGUAGCACUCUCCGAGAGGCUCGGUCGCAAGGAGACGUGUAUUGUGAAUUGUGCCAUCCAGGCAACAAGCUAUCCGCAUUCAGGGCCACGAAGGUUGCACAAACCCAUAGUGGUUGACAUCGACUUGCCUGUGUGGGUUGAUGAUUCAUAAUGAUCUAGGCAUUCCGGAGUUGUCGGGCGUCCACUGAGGCUGUGCUUCGCUCGCCCCAUAUUCCACAUACGAAUCUCGCGUAUGGCGGGGACUUCAAAUCCCAGGUCAAAUCGGCAGUUUACAGAUUUAUUCUUUAGUUUAUUGUGAUGGCGCAACCCUUGGACUCUCCUAGAUACGAAC